GCAGCCGUGCUCCAGUUGCUCGGGGAGACACCAGCGCAAUGCACAUUUUUUAAGGCGCCCAACAACCACUUGAAUAAGCAUGGGCUCCCGUCGUUUGACUUGGAUCCUCCCCGCUCGCCGUGUGCAUCACAUGGUCCAUCUUCACCUGCUCGAGAUCCGAUCCAUAUAUACUUGAUGAUACUAUCUCCCCUGGCCCUCAUCAUUCCUGCAACCAGUUGAUUUAGGAAACGGUGCUUCGAUCGGACUUCUCCCCGGACAAUUCUAGCAUAUGCCAGCAUCGUGCUCACUCUUAAGAAAAUUCAACAACCCACACUCUCCUGACUUAUUCCCAUUCUAUAUAUCACCCUCAUUAGCCUCUUCAGCUCACACCAUCACAAACCCAAGGUCCAAAGUGCGAGGGAGGUGCUCACCAUGGCUCACAAGAUACUCUCCUUGGCGAUCCUCGCAGUUUCCUGCGUGAUCCUUGCCGCCGGAUCAAGGUCGCCGGCGGACGUGGCGGUGGCGCUGGCACCGCUGCGGGGCUCGGCGGCGGCCGGGAGCGACGACUACAAGUGCGUGUACACCAUCUUCGUGCAGACCGGGUGGAUCUGGAAGGCGGGGACGGACUCCGUGAUCGGCGUUGCGCUCGCGGCCGCGGACGGCAACGGCUUCACCAUCACGGACCUGGCCCAGUGGGGAGGGCUCAUGGGCGCCGGCCACGACUACUACGAGCGCGGCAACGUCGACAUCUUCAGCGGUCGGGGCCCGUGCCUGCCGUCCCCGCCGUGCCGGAUGAACCUGACCUCCGACGGAGCCGGCGCGCACCACGGAUGGUAUUGCAAGUCCGUGGAGGUCACCGCCACGGGGCCGCACGCCGGUUGCGCCAAGGCCGAUUUCGGCGUCGAGCAGUGGCUCGCCAGGGACGCGCCGCCGUACCAGCUCCACGCCGAGCGGAGCAUCUGCGCAAAGAGGGAGGGUGGUGACGCCUCACAGUGAGGUUGUCGACACCAAGACACCAAACGUGGUGCCUUCUUUGAUGUAGCAUGUAGUCUCGCGUCAAUUCUCUCAUAUUUGUCUCUUGUGGUGUCUGGUGUGGUGGCGCUUCAACUCUUUGCUAUUUUCUGAACUUCGAACACGUUGCUGCAGAAAUAAUUUGCCAGGUAUUGUUGUACGAUAGGGAUGCGCAAGAGUUUUCUUGAAGACUUCGGUGAUGAAAUAUGUAUUUUGCAUGAAUAAUGUACUGGCUCAAGUGAUACUCUUUUGCCCUUAAUUCAUACCCUUCAUUUUCUCUGUUGGCGCAA
Molecule: messenger RNA, 1280 nt
Organism: Phragmites australis (common reed)
Lineage: Eukaryota; Viridiplantae; Streptophyta; Magnoliopsida; Poales; Poaceae
Product: PLAT domain-containing protein 3-like
Exons: 2
Coding region: 412-975 (187 amino acids)
Molecular function (GO): protein binding
Source: RefSeq, a predicted model, not a curated record